This is a messenger RNA of Vitis vinifera (wine grape), 3204 nucleotides long. Its product is annotated as serine carboxypeptidase-like 50. The coding region runs from base 1668 to 2987 and encodes 439 amino acids. Gene Ontology annotation, biological process: proteolysis. Lineage: Eukaryota; Viridiplantae; Streptophyta; Magnoliopsida; Vitales; Vitaceae. The transcript has a single exon. The record is from RefSeq and is a predicted model, not a curated record. Gene Ontology annotation, molecular function: serine-type carboxypeptidase activity.
CUCAGAUGUUAUAUCUUGAUCUGGAGCUAACUCUGUCGCCAAUUUAGUUGGAGUUUUUAUGCUUGUAUGGUGAAUAGUUUUUUUUUCUUUGGCUUUUGAAUGGAGAUAGGUAAAAAUUCAUGGACUUCUCUGGGACUUACCUAGAAGGUGUUGUGCAUGGAAUUUUUCAGUGGAUGGAGCUUUCGAUUCACAGGUAUAGACUGUAGGCUUCCUUGGGUUUGUUGUGCUCCUCCUACAAUUGAGGUAGAUAACAGCAUGGUGUUGGCCUGAGAAGCUGAGUGCUUUAUGCUCAUUUCCCAUAGAGUCAAAGUCAUGACCCACAGGGGUUCAAUUAACCUCAAAUGUCAAAGUCGUCCUGAUCCAUGAGGCAUCUAACAUGUGAAUCUACUGACCUUUUACUUGUGCUAGUACUAUUUGAAAUUUAAAGGACCAAUCAAUACCACCCUGAAUUUACAUAAUUAAUUGGCAUAUUGAUCCUUAUCUGUGAGGUAUACUUCAUUUCUAUUUGGUCUAAACUUGAAAUUGAGUCAAGGCACGUGUUGAAGACUUGCCAGAGUUUAGUUGGAGGGCUAGACUGAGUCAUCAGCCAAAUCAAUGUAUCCCUUGGAUGCAUACUAAUUUGCUUUCUUUUUGUAUUUUUACUAAAACAUGAUAUACCGUUUGGUACUUACAUGUGCGCCAUAUGUGAAAAUCUUAUGGAUUAUCAUGUUUGCCAUUCAUUUUUGUGAUGUAUGGAUGUUUUGAACCUUCUAAUCCCAAAGGAACAGGUAUAGGAUAGUAAUGCGCCAUCUCCUCAAAAACCAUUUUCAGAUGUGCAAAAUAAAGCAAUCUUCCUAUUUUCUGGUUGGACACUCUAUAAUCCUAUGAAUUGUUGAGAAAGGAAUAGUUGCUGAGAAAAUGCCUACUCUUUUAGACGUGUGAGAAGUCAUGAUGGGAGUGAUCCGUGCCCUGAUAUUCGUUGAGUAUUUUGGAAGCCCAUUGGCUUCAAACUUAGUGAGUAUUUAGGGAGCCCAUCAAACCCCCCACACAAAGGAAGAAGAAGGGUAGAAAAGGGUCGGUGGUUGGAAUAAGUGAGAUUGGUUUGUCAAAUAUCAGUUUCCUGGGAUUUGGUUCCUUUGUCAGUGCACUGAGUUCUAUUAGAGGUGACGAUACUCGCUCAGUUGAUUGCAGAAAAAGGAAUGACUCAGGUAAAUAGAUUUGCUUCAUUCAUUUAGAAUGGUGCAUCAAAUUGCAGUGCACUUUGGGUGAUUAUACCUGAUGACAACUUGGAAAAUUUUCAGGGUAAUUCCACUAUCUUUUUUAACCUGAUUUUUGUUAAAUUCUUUCGGGGAGUGAACGUUUAUUAUAUUGAUUAUAGAGAGCGUCAGGUGACCAACAGAGUUGAGCUAGCUGGCAGCAUCAAAGAUGGACUCUAUCUUUUGCCCAGAUUCAAAGGAAACUAUGAAUGUUGUAGGAUUAGAGAGGGAGGAGGCAGUCCUGUUUUCACAUGGCACAUGAGAGCAAGUUUUCCAAUACCAUUGGGUGGAAAUAUGUUAUUAGCAGCUUUUGUCAAGCCCGCCGGGGAGACGACCUUUCUUUUGUCAUCAUCUGUCAGUUCAAUAGUGGACCUUACGUUUUAAAACGAGCACUGCCACACGACAUUGCUGAAUCCUUUCUCACACACAGCGAUGGAGUCAACAACGUCCAACUUGAUCAAGCUCCUCCUCCUCCUCCUCUAUUUCCUUCCCUGCUUUCAUACCAAAUCACCACCCGCUUCAACACUUCCUCUUCCCACAAAAUCUGGCUACCUCCCUGUCAAUCCCACAACCAAUUCAGCCAUGUUCUACACUUUCUAUGAAGCACAGAACCCCAUAUCACCUCUCACCCAAACCCCACUUGUGAUUUGGCUCCAAGGUGGCCCUGGCUGCUCCUCCAUGAUCGGUAACUUCCUUGAGCUUGGCCCUUGGCGCCUGAAUCGUGACAAACACCUUCAACUUGAACCCAAUUUGGGUGCAUGGAACCGCAUAUUUGGCCUACUUUUUCUUGAUAAUCCGGUAGGAACGGGAUUCAGUGUUGCUUCUUCACCUAAAGAAAUCCCAACAGAUCAAUAUUCUGUUGCCAAGCAUCUAUUCUUUGCCAUAAGGUCAUUUAUUGAAUUAGACCCAUUAUUCAAAUCACGCUCAAUUUAUAUUACAGGGGAGAGCUAUGCAGGAAAGUAUGUUCCAGCAAUUGGGUACCACAUUUUGAAGAAAAACUCACGGUUACCAGAGUCUCAGCGUGUGAAUUUAAGGGGUGUUGCUAUAGGGAAUGGGCUGACAGACCCAGUGAGACAAGUGGCUACUCAUGCUGCGAGUGCUUAUUUUUCAGGAUUGAUCAAUGGGAAACAGAAAACCCAGCUGGAAAAAGCUCAGUUGGAGGCCGUUAAGUUGAUCAAGGAGGGUAACUGGAGUGAGGCAACAAAUGCAAGAAACAGGGUCUUGAAUAUGUUGCAAGAUAUGACAGGCCUAGCUACACUAUAUGAUCUUACAAGGAAAGUUCCUUAUGAAUUGGAAUUGGUUGGUGAGUUUUUGAGCAGCGAAGGGGUGAAGAAGGCUUUGGGAGCAAAUGUGUCAAUAGCUUGGGAGGACUGCAGUGAUGUGGUGGGAGAAGCAUUGCAUGAAGAUGUGAUGAAGAGCGUGAAAUUCAUGGUAGAAUUGCUGGUGAAGAAGAGCAAGGUGUUGUUGUACCAGGGGCAGUUCGAUUUGAGAGAUGGAGUGGUAUCAACCGAAGCUUGGAUGAAGAGCAUGAAGUGGGAGGGGAUUGAUAAAUUUCAAGCGGCUGAGAGGAAGGUUUGGGAAGUGAAGGGAGAGCUUGCAGGGUAUGUGCAGAAAUGGGGGAGCUUGAGCCAUGUUGUGGUUUCAGGGGCUGGACACCUUGUGCCUGCUGACCAGCCAGUGAAUUCUCAGAUCAUGAUAGAAGAUUGGGUUUUGGAGAGGGGAUUGUUUGGCAAUGAGCAAGAGAGAAAUUAAUCUUCUCGUUCUCGUGUCCCUGGACCUUGUGUGAUCUGUUCGAAAUUCAAAUUAUGAGUAGGUCUGAAAUUAUGGAUAGCAUUGAAUAAAUAUCCAUCUACCCACUUGUUAUUUAUUAAUAUCGUUAGAUCGCUGGGUGCAUCUCAACUUGAAAUAUUUCCUCAAUAAGUACUAUAAUUUAGAUGAAAAUGUAAGAACUUUCGAAGUUUAAGAAAAA